GAGCCCUGUUCGGCCUGGCCCCGCUACGCCGCUGCCGGGCACGGCCCGCUCGGGCUCACCUUCUCCAGCCGCGAGCAGCGCGAAUCCGGGGUCACCGACGGCGCCGCGGCAGCCUGCGCGCCUGGGCCCAGCCGCCUCCGUGCCCGGCCUGGCGCGGCUGGGCUCCGUGUCCCCGCCGCCGGCGCUGGACUGCAUGACUGCGGGCAGCUCGCUGCCGCCCAGGACUUCUGCCUGCUCGGGCAGCGCGACGCUGGCCGCCGACCACGUGCACACUGGCCCUUCGACGCCGCUCAG
Messenger RNA from Prorocentrum cordatum, 294 nucleotides. The record is from the annotation of a GenBank genome assembly. NCBI's taxonomy places the organism in Eukaryota, Dinophyceae, Prorocentrales, Prorocentraceae.